AUGCGCGCAUGCAGGCGCUCGCUUCCCCCAUCACUGCUCCCGCACAACAGCCCAUCCCUCAGCGACCGCAUUUCUCCUCUCCAGCCUUUGAUGCCGGAUGCUCCCAUGUCGAUUGUCGUCGUCAAGCUCGGCGGGGCGGCCAUCACCGACAAGUCCGACCCCGACACGCUCUCGCCCAGCAUCGACGCGCUGAUGGACGGCAUCGCGCACGCCUACCACCAAGUGCUGCGUCCCAGCGGCCGGCGUCUGGUCCUCGUCCACGGCGCGGGCAGUUUCGGGCACCCGCCCGCGAAAAAGUACCAGGUCAAGGGGGGCUGGACCGCCGCCGCCGCCGGCGACGAGGCGGCCGGCGACCGCGUCAAGUUUGGCAUGGCGCUCACGCGCCAGCGCGUGCUUGAGCUUCACCUCGCCGUGCUGCAGCGGCUGCACGCGCCGGACCGCGGCAUGCCCGUGCUGUCCGUGUCCACGUACGACACGGUGGAAACGGACGGGGGGCUCGUGGGGGAGGCGUCGGGGGCGCGGCUGGUGGGGCGCGUGCGGCAGGUGCUGGACGCGGGCUUCGUGCCGCUGCUGUUUGGCGACGCCGUGCUGGACCGCUCGCUGGGGUCGACGAUCCUGUCGGGCGACGCGCUCGUGUACCAUCUCGCGGCGCGCAUGCCCGCCGUGCGGCGCUGCGUCUUCGUCACCGACGUGGCCGGCAUCUUCACGCAGGACCCGAAGCGGUGUCCGGAUGCCGUGCUGAUCAGGACCAUGGGCUGCCGCGAGGCCGACGGCGGCGGCGGCGGCGCACUCGACGCCGACGACGCGGCGAGCGUGGAUGACGUGACGGGGUCGAUGCGGAGCAAGUGGCAGUGGGCGAAGCGCAUCGUGACGGAUGCGGUGCAGGUGCGGGAGGUGGCUAUUUGCCAGGGGUCGGAUUCGGCGAGGGCCAUUGGUUAUGAACAGGGUGAUGAAAGCGAUGCUGCUGGCGACUGGACAGUCAUUGUUCGAUGA
Cordyceps militaris CM01 is the source of this 993-nucleotide messenger RNA. RefSeq names its product kinase. The record is from RefSeq and is a predicted model, not a curated record. The transcript has a single exon. Gene Ontology annotation, cellular component: cytosol. Bases 1 to 993 code for a protein of 330 amino acids. Lineage: Eukaryota; Fungi; Ascomycota; Sordariomycetes; Hypocreales; Cordycipitaceae.